AUGAAGUAUUGGAUUGGAUUUCAACUGUUGCUUUUCCGAUCUCGGGGACCAAACGGUGUCAAGGUGUUUGCAGAAAAAAUGUCUGGAAAUCCAUUUGUUCACGAAUAUCCACAAAUUCAGAUCAAUUCUGUGAAUAAUCUCACUACAACUAUUCAGAAUACGUUACAAAUGACAGUUUCAACACUACUGAAUCAAAUUUUAGAAAAUUCAAAUAUUAGAAACAUUAAUUCUGCGACAGUUUAUAUAAAAAAUAUUAAAACUGUUCAACAGAAGUUAGAAAUAUUGACUACUAGUGGGAAAGACAAAUUAGAAAUUAUUACAGAUUUUGAUCGUACACUAUCAAAAUAUUGUCAUGAUGGUGAACUUGUUCCGACUUCUUAUGGUAUUUUUGAAUCAGAUCCUGAAUUAACGGAAACAGCGAAAUCCAUGCUUAUAAGUCUACGGAACAAAUACUAUCCUAUUGAAUUGGAUACUAAUCUUACAGAAAAUGAAAAAACCCCGUAUAUGCUAGAAUGGUGGGAAUUAGCUCAUGAAGUAAUUAUUGAAUGUGGAAUACAAAAACACACAUUAGAAAGAACUGUUAAGGAAUGCCAUUUAGUGUUACGUGAUAAAGUGAGUGAAUUUUUCCAAUUAUUAUCGGAUCAUCAUAUACCAGUAUUGGUUUUCUCAGCUGGACUUGGGGAUGUAAUUGAUUUAUGCCUUCAUCAUGCAAAUGUUUUUCAUGAUAAUAUGCGUGUUGUUUCAAAUUUUAUGCAGUUCAAUGAUGAUGGUAAAUUAACUGGAUUCAGUUCACCAAUUAUUCAUGUAUUUAAUAAAACAGCUGGUUCUAUUACAAAUAAUCAUAUACCUAAGCGUCCUAAUGUUUUAUUACUUGGCGAUUCUACUGGUGAUGUGCACAUGGCUGAUGGUGCUACUAUUGAUGAUCCAACAGGUCAACUUGGAACAGUAUUACGUAUUGGCUUUUUAAACGAAUCAGUACAAGAGAAUCUGGAAAAAUAUCAAUCUCUAUAUGAUAUUGUCUUGGUAAAUGAUGAUAGUUUUGAAAUUCCUUACAAAAUUAUCCAAAGUAUUCUUAUACAUAAUAAAUAA
Schistosoma guineensis is the source of this 1089-nucleotide messenger RNA. Lineage: Eukaryota; Metazoa; Platyhelminthes; Trematoda; Strigeidida; Schistosomatidae. The record is from the annotation of a GenBank genome assembly.